Messenger RNA from Mytilus trossulus (common blue mussel), 7374 nucleotides. RefSeq lists its product as uncharacterized. The record is from RefSeq and is a predicted model, not a curated record. NCBI's taxonomy places the organism in Eukaryota, Metazoa, Mollusca, Bivalvia, Mytilida, Mytilidae. The coding region runs from base 1 to 7374 and encodes 2457 amino acids. Gene Ontology annotation, molecular function: protein binding. The transcript is spliced from 3 exons.
AUGAAAGUAAAUCAAACUUUGAAACAGGAAAAUGAAGAAGAAACACGAACAUUUGAUGAAAUCCUUCAAAGUACAACCACUGAAAUUCGAAGAUUGAAAAGAAAAAAUGAGAACUUUCAUCAUGAAGUGGAGCAAGUAAAAGAACAUCAGAAAAAGCAGAAAGAAAAACUCGCUUUUGUAAAACAGUCACACACAUCUCUGAAGGAUAAUGUUGAUAAGAUAAAGAAAGAUGUUGCAAGUUUGAGUGUGUUUGCAAUAGAUUCCCAUCAACUUCAGAUUGACAGAUGGAAGAAAGACAACAAGAGAUUUAAGGAGAUAAAGGUAGUUAACGAUAUUGUUGCAGGAAUUAAAAAGGACUUAAACUGCAUAACAAUAACUGGAAUUCCCGGCAUUGGAAAGACGGCAACUUUGCAUCAUAUUGCUCUUCUAAUUAGUAAAGAAAACAAUUACACCAUUGUACCGUGCUUAAAUCCAAAUGAUAUAAUGCAAUACUAUAAAAAGGAUUCAUUUCAGGUUUUUGUCUUGGAUGAUAUAUGUGGAAGGUUCUCUUUAAAUGUAAGCAAAGUUGAUACGUUGUUAGAGGGUGAAGAAUGCAUAAAAGAUAUCAUGAAAGAAGGGAAAUCAAAAGUAAUGUCUACCUGUCGAUUACAGAUUUUGCAGGAGAUAGAACUCAAACAACUGGACUUCAUCAUUGGUAAACAAUUUGACAUGUCAAAAGAAUACCAACUUACUGUACAGGAAAAAAUUCAGAUUGCUCAUGAGUACUUAGCUAAUGAAGUUAUUGCAUGUAUUGAACAAAAUAUAAGUACAUAUUCAUGUUUUCCAUUGAAGUGCAAACUGUUUGAAGAAAGACAACAAGAUAAUCCAAAACAGUUUUUCCAGAAUCACUUUGAUGUGUAUGCAGAGGAAUUAAACAAGCUAGAAAAGCUACCUGAUAAAUCAAAGUAUUGUGCAAUUUUUUUGUCUGUAGUGUUUGAUGGUUGUAUCGACACUACAGUAUUAAUUCAAGAAGCUUCUGAUGAUUUAGUUUCUCAUACAGACACUCGGAUCAAACGGAUCUUGGCAAAGUUUAGAGUUGAUGAUGUAAGUAAAAUUGUGAUGAAAUUGGAAUCACUGUUAAAUGUUUACUUGAAAAAGGUGGACAACAAAUUUCUUGUUAUACAUGACACAAUGCUUGACUUUCUUUGUACCUACUUUGGACAAAAGAAUCAAAAAGAACUUAUUCAGUUUGCAGAUAUCAAAGUUUUACAAGAGCGCACAAUCUUUAAAUCUUUAAGCCAAUUGAACUUAAUUGAGACUGAUGAUUUUACAGUUGUCAUAGCAGAAGAGAAUAUGGUUCUUUACUUAAAUCGCCUUAUAAAUGAAAUCAAAAAUGGAAAAAUAGAGGCAGUGUUUUAUAACAGGCAAAUGCAAUCUAAAGAGUUUAGAAAACAGAUGAUCCAGGCUAUGACCAAAAGAGACGAAUCUUUUCUUCGACAACUUAUAGUUACAAAGGGCCAUAUGUUACGUGAAAUGCAUGGUAGCAUAAUGCAUACCCCUCUGUCAUUGGCAUCCUACCUUGGAUAUGAUGAUCUUGUAAUGUUUAUGCUCAAACUUAUUGACAAGCAAGAUGAAGAAUUAUUCAAUGCAAUUCAAACAACAUGUUUUGCUGGUCAUGCAAAUCUCCUUAAAUUUUUUAUUGAAAAGGAAGGUAAAAUGGAAUUCAUAGACAAAGAAUCGAAUUAUUUCAAAUUACUUGAAAUUGCUUGCAAAAAAGGUCAUACAAAUAUAGUAGAGACGCUCUUGCAAGAAGGAUGCAAUGUAAAUGCUACUAAUUCUGAUGGGAAGACUUUUUUAAUGUUUGCAUGUUACUAUGAACACCCCGAGAUCAUCAAUGUUCUAAUUAGCUAUGGAGUUGACAUAAAUAAACGUGAUAAAGAUGGAGAAUCUGCUAUUAUGAUAGCUUGCAACAAGGAAAGUCUCCUUAUUGUAGAAAAUCUUCUCAAGUCAGGUGCAAAUGUAAAUUUAUGUGAUAAGUCAGAUACAACACCUCUAAUGGCUUCUUGCCAGAUAGAAAAUGUUCACCUUGUAGAAUUAUUGUUAAAAGCAGGUGCAGAUGUCAAUAAGAAAGGGCGAAAUGCUUCUUCUAUUUUCGGAGGAUUUAUGAACAUGUUUGUUGAUUCUUUGACUGAUUUUGAAAAUGUUAAGAUAUCUGACAAGGAUGGCUGGACAGCACUUCAUAUAGCGACAAUGCAUGGAAACAAAAGAAUAAUUGAAGUUCUAAUCAACUAUGGUGCUAAAGUGGACUUGGUCAAUGAAUUCGGCUUAAGUCCUGUGAUGAUAGCUAGCAUGUCGGAAAAUAUCGACAUUGCAACAUUAUUGAUUAACAAAAAUGCUGAUAUUAACAUACAAGAUAAAUUAGGUAGAACUUGUCUAAUGACCGCUUGUGAUACACAAAACUUUGACAUGGCAAAAUUGUUUUUAAGCAAAAAGGCAUUAAAAGAGAAAAGGGAUAUUCUAGCGAGAACUGCGUUACAAAUUGCAUGUACUCAUGGAAAUGUUUCCUUAGUUCAAGAAUUAGUAAAAGCAGGUGCAUGCAUAAACACUCAGGAUGUUGUUGGUCACACCUGCAUAAGCAUAUCAGCUAUCAAUGGAAAUGAUAAAAUUUUACAAAUACUUAUAGAAGGUGGAGGAAAUAUACAUAAAGCUGACCAAAAAGGUUGGACACCAUUGAAAAAGGCCUGCCAUUUUGGAAACGAUUCUGUAGUAACACUCUUACUGAAGCAUGGUGCAUUAGUUGAUCAGGCUGAUAAUGAAGGCUGGACACCCCUAAUGUCAGCAUGCAAGAUAGGUCAUGUGAGUAUUGCAGAAAAUUUAAUCAGAAAUUCUGCUAAAGUUGACCAUAAAAGUACCGAUGACUAUACACCUCUGAUGAUUGCAAGUAAGACAAAUCAGGUUAAAAUAAUGAAUAUGCUUAUUGCAUCAGGUGCCUGCGUUGACCAUCAAGAUGGCAAAGGUGUUACAGCUCUUGGCCUUGCAAGUCUUGUAGGAAACACAGAUGCAAUAAAAUGUCUUUUGUCGAAAGGAGCAGAUGUAAAUAAAAAGGAUUUAAAAGGCUUCAGUCCUCUAAAAAUAGCCAGCAGUUCUGGGCAUGUAAAUUCGGUCAAAAUUUUAAUAAAGGGGGGUGCUGAUGUUGAUAUUAUAGACAACCAAGGAUGGACACCUUUGAAAUCUGCCUCUAGACAUGGUCAUUUAGCAGUAGCAACCAUCUUAAUAGAUAACAAAGCCAACAUCAAUAUGCAUGAUGAAGAAGGAUGGACACCUCUAAAAAUUUCAUCAUUGAGAGGACAUACAACUAUUGUUAAUCUUUUACUUAACAAAGAUGCCAACAUAGAACAAGCUGACAGUGCAGGAUGGACGCCUUUGAUGUCAGCUUGCCAAGGAGGGCACAGGGAUAUUGUUAUGAAGCUUAUUGAGAAAGGUGCAAAUAUCAAUCAUUCUUCUUCUGAUGGGCACACUCCUGUUAUUGUAGCUUGUAAAAAUGCAAAUACUGAUAUCUUGCAGAUUCUCAUUUCAAAUGGAGCUAAUAUUCAGACAGCCGAUAACAAAGGACUAACUCCGCUAAGAAUUGCAUGUGACCAAAUUCAGUCGAGCAAGGUCAAAUUGUUGAUAGAGUCUGGUGCUGAUGUUGAUCGUGUAGAUGUAAACAAUAUAAGCCCCCUAAAUGCAGCAUGUGAACAUGGAGAGUACAGUAUUGUUAAAUCUCUUGUAGAUGCUAAAGCAAACAUCAAUCUUGCUGAUAAGGAGGGUUGUACCCCUCUCCUGAGGGCAUGCGAAUUUGGUCAGUUGAAAAUUGUUCAGUUUUUAGUUAAGAUUGGUUCUAGUGUACAACAUGCUAAUGAUAGUGGGUGGACGCCUCUUUUAGUAGCAGUCAGAGAAAAACAUGAUGGAAUAAAAAACUUUUUAGAGUCUCAGGGUGCAAUUUUUGGAAAGGAGGAUUUGCUUGUUGCUUGUGAAAAAGGACAUAUUCAUAUUGUAAAAUUAUUGAUUGAAAAAGAUUUUGACAUAAAUGCUACUGGGUCAGCGGGAUUGUGUCCAUUGAUGUCAGCAUUGAAUAAUCAGCAUUUUGAUGUUGCCGAUUAUCUGUUACAGUUAAAAGCAGACGUUAAACCAAAUGACAAAAGUUGGAGUUUACUGAUAGAAAAGCUUCAUAUCGAUGGUUCAACGCUACUAACAAAGGCUUGUGCAACUGGAUAUAAGCAAAUAGUUCAAUUGAUUAUGCAACACACAAAAGAUAUUAGGCGAUCAGAUCAAAAUGGAUGGGCUCCCCUAACCAUUGCUUGUUAUGGUGGACAUCAGGCUAUUAUGGAACUUUUGAUAGAAAAUGGACUCCAACCCAACGAAGCUGACGGCAAUAAGCAGACACCAUUUUUAGUUGCACUGGAUAGAAAUCAUGUCCAUAUCAUAGAGUAUUUGAUUUCAAUAGGACUUGACGUGAAAAUACUCAACGACGUUGAUGACACAGGAUGUACACCACUAAUGAAUACAUGCCGCAGGAAUCAACUUACAAUGCUAGACAUUUUGAUAUCAGGAGGCGCUGAUGUUAAUAAAGUUGGAGUAAGCAAUAAAUCUGCUUUAGAAAUAGCAGGUGAGGAGGAACACUGGCAAUGUGUAGAUUUGCUUUUGAAGAAAGGGACAAACUUCAAUGGCUAUGAAAGAAUCUUCAAUGACUUAAAAGACAAGUUAGAGAUUUUGCAGAUAACGUGCAAAAAUGGUUUGAAAGACUUACUUCUUGUUCUCUUAAAAGAAAUUGACAAAGAUAUUUUACUGAAAAAUGGAGAUUCCCUUCUGACGCAUGCAUGUAAACAUGGACAGAUGGAUAUUGUACAGUUGCUCUGUAGUGAAGGUGCAAAUAUAGACAAGCAAGAUGAUCACUUUAACACACCACUUGAAUUAGCCUGUGAUGGUGGAUAUAUCAAAAUGAUUGAAUAUUUGAUUCAUAGAGGUGCCCGUGUUGAUAUCCCAAGUAACAAGGGACCUACUCCAUUGAUAACUGCUUGCUUAACUGGACAACUUUUAACUGUGAAAGCAUUGAUGGGUACAGGUGCCAACAAAUACAAGAUAGAGAUAAAUGAGUCAUUAAUUAGUUCUGCUUGUUCAGGAAGACAGUAUGAAGUGAUAGAUUUUCUUAUUGAAUCAGGUAUAGAUAUCAAACCCGUCGAACAUUACUUUAGAGACUUGAUUGCUCAGCAUUGUGCAGACGGUUUAGAUCUAUUGUCUAUAUCAUGUAAAAAGGGACUCAAAUCUUUCACAAACUAUCUGAUUUCAAAUAAACAAUAUGCGAAUAAAGUAAAGAAUGAUAGUUUAAAAUAUAUAAUGUUUGCAUGUGACUGUGGUCAUGAAUCGAUUGUCUCUUUGUUUAUUUCAAGAGGUUUAGAUUUUAACCAAGUAGACGAAAAGGGAAUGACCCCUUUGCAACUAGCUUGUAAAAUUGGACAUGCAAACAUUGUUGAGAGUAUUAUUCGGAUGAAAGUAGACAUAAAUAAAGCUAAUUUAAAGGGUCAUACUCCUCUCCAUAUUGCAUGCAUCGUUGGAAACGAACAUGUUGUAUCAUCCCUUAUAGCAGCAAAGGCAACAAUAAACUCAAAAGACAAACAGGGUGUUACUCCAAUUAAGUUGGCAUGUGCAUUUGGACAUAAACGAAUUGUUGAAAUACUUGUAAGAAAUGGGGCAGAUUUAAGUAUUUGUGAUCUUGAAAAAUGGUCGCCAUUGAUGACUUCCUGUCAAAAAGGAUACACACAAAUUGCCGAAUUCCUUAUUCAAAAAGGGGCCUGUGUAAACAGUUCAACACAAGAUGGCACGACAGCUUUAAUAAUAGCAUGCAACGAAGGUAACACCAACAUAGCUGAGAUUUUAAUCAACAAUGGAGCAACUGUAGAUUUACCAUCUGAGAAAGGAUGGACACCCCUUAAAGUGGCAUGUAAGCAUGAACGUGCGUCUAUUGUAGCUUUACUCUUGAAAAAAGGAGCAAAUGUUAACAUAUGUGACAAGGAAUCUUGGUCACCGUUAAUGUCAGUUUGCCAAACUGAUAACUUGCAUAUUUUACAACUUCUUUUAGACCACAAAAUUGAUGUAAAUAAAACAACCAAAGAUGGCCAAACACCUCUUAGAAUAGCUUGUGAAGCCGGACAGCUAAACAUUGCAAGGACUUUAAUUGAAAAUGGGGCAGAUAUCAUGAAAUCCGAUAAAAACAAAUUAACCCCGUUACAUGUAGCAUGUGCUCCAAGUCUCGACAAGAUGAUUAACGAACUUAAUGAAGCAACUUCAACUCUUCUAACAGGUUCAAAACCUGUCGCCAAAAAAACACCGGAUAUGAAUCUUCGUGUCGCGGAAAUGCUUAUUAAAUGUGGGGCAAGUACUAAUCAGGCAACAACAGAAGGGGUAACGCCAUUACUACUUGCCUGUAUGGGUGGCGAUUUGGAAAUCAUAGGCAUGCUUAUAGAUAAAGGAGCAAAUGUAAAUACAGCAGAUAAGAAAGGAAUGACAGCCUUGAGUAUCGCUUCCAAAGAAUCAAAUGGUGAUGCUGUGAAAUUAUUGCUUGACAAUGGAGCUUUGCCAGAUACAGAAGACACUGAUGGAGACUCGCCACUUCAUUAUGCUUUAAUGCAACAACAAAUACCGGAGAAUCAGCUACUAACGCAGAUAACAUCUGCCCUGUUCCUCAAGGACAACUGCUUGGACAUAAUUGAACAGUUACUUGAGAAGGGAGCUGACAUAAAUUAUUCCAAUAAAAUGGGAUAUACUCCAAUGAUGGUAGCAUGUAUGUAUGGCAAUUUAAAAGGAGUUAAAGUAUUGACUGAAAAUGGGGCUGACAUUUCCAAAAGGGAUAAAAUUGGAAGGACUGUACUAUUUUUUGCCUGUGUAAACGAUAAUUCAAAUAUUUUGCAGUACUUGGUUGAAAAGGGCACAAAAGUCAACGAUGUUGAUAAAUUCGGAAUUUCACCCCUGAAAUAUUUGUGUGAUAAAAUCGAAGAACUUGAUAAUACAUUUGAGCACUCACUUUCCAAAUUGCUUCAACCAAGCAUAACAGUAAAUGAUCCGUUGAACAAUGAGUUUGAAGAAGAACUAAAAAACAAAAUAUUGCUCCUAGUUGAAAAUGGGGCUGAUAAUGCAAAUGUAAAUCCUUUCAACAAAGUUGGAUGGACUCCAUUAAUGUUUGCAUGCAAGUCAGGUCAUCGAGGUAUUGUUAAACUUCUACUUGAGCAUGGAGCUAAUCCAACUUGGUAUAGUAAUGAUAGAUGGUAUCCUCUUAAAUUGGCUAAAAAUGGAAAUUUUAAAAGCAUAGAAAGUUUACUAAAUGAAUAUGGAGCCUAUAUGAACGAGGACGAUGACUGA